AUGAAUGCUUUGGAACUUCUUGCAGAGCAAGCAGUAGCAAGGACAGAGGGCCAUGUUAUCCCUACAACGCCUCAGCAGGGACAGCAAAGUGACAGACACCAAUAUGGGCAACCUAUAGUACCAACACAGCACUACCAGUCACUUCGACCCAGUCCCACACAACCUCCUCCAAGCUCUGCCUGCAGUGCACUGUCCGAAACAUAUCUUUACAAUUUUUCGACACCAUUUCGAAGUGGAGCGUAUCUACCAAACCCUCCUCGAGAUAACAUGCCCUCCACAUUCCAAUCCCAUCGUCAACUUCACCAGCCAGAACACUGGUCUGAUGAUUGGUGGAAUCAGCAGGACCACAAUGAUCAGUCUUUCAAUAUCAACACACUGCACCAUCCAACAGUACCUGUAGCUCAGAAGGAGAAUGAUCAGACAGUUGCAGAGCUUCCGAAAUUUGAUGAAGAGAGGAAGAAAACAACGACGGGUGAAUGCGACAUUGACAAGAAGGAGAAGAAAACGAAACGAAAAAAACCCCUGGGAACAGGGAGUAAAUCUGGGUCAACAAACCGUAGAGACGGUGGCGACUCGGAUGUAGAAAUGGAGAUGCUCUCACCAGAGGACAUGAAAGCAGCAGUCUUGAAGGAUCCUGGUGAUGAAAAGAAGUCUGGAGUUUCAGAGGAAGACAAGGUUUUACUGGUGGAAUAUCUCACUCGUCCCGAACGAUGGAAGAAUUUUAAGUUGCGACAGGGUGCCCUGAUGAUUAAUGCUGCCUCGGACAUUUUCAAGACCAAAUACACCGCUACACAACUCUCAAAUGCAUGGAAAGCAUUGUGGGAGAAAUACAAGGCUGUUCGUGAGCGCCAGGAGCAUACAGGUGGAGGCGAUGGUGAUGCAGAUCGUGGUGAGGAUGAUAAAAGCAAGGAGCGAAUAGCGAGACGGGGGAAAGCCAAGUUUUCGGAGAGGGUCCUCGAUGCAUUUGAAGCUUCGAAGAUCUUCGAGCUCUUGGAUAAAGUAGCCCAUGAUGAUAGUAGUGUUGUACGUGGCCAAAAUAUGAACUCUACAUCCAGCAUUUCCGAGCCCGAAAGCAGUAGUGACGACGAGGAGAAGAAGCGGAAGAAAAAGAAGAAGAAGACAAAAAGAAAUCGCCUCAGUGAUGACGAAGAAGAAAUCACUCGCGAUAAAUUCCUCGCAGAUGCUGUUGGAGCAAUCCAGGACAAAAACAAGGUGGCAAGAGAAAUGGAGUAUAAGAACUAUGAGCUUGCUUUAAAGAGGGACAAACGAGAGGAAAAAGCAAAACAGGAAGAGCUGAAGCUGGCAGUUGCACAGCGAAGGAACGUUGAAUGGGAACGUGCAACUAAGAUGAUGGAAUCCCCUAUUGCGAAGAUUCGACAGAUGGGGGAAGCACUCGCAGAAAGGCUAUGUUCUGAGGAGGGCUUGUAG
This is a messenger RNA of Lentinula edodes (shiitake mushroom), 1428 nucleotides long. RefSeq lists its product as uncharacterized. The record is from RefSeq and is a predicted model, not a curated record. Bases 1 to 1428 code for a protein of 475 amino acids. The transcript is spliced from 3 exons. Lineage: Eukaryota; Fungi; Basidiomycota; Agaricomycetes; Agaricales; Omphalotaceae.